CCCGCUCACACUGACCUACCAGUUUCUGCAGCGCAACUUGAAGGAAACCGGGGCUCUAGCAGGAACACGCCCAGUGGCUCAAUACUGGAAUAAAUCACAUCGGCAUGGCCGCUAUUUUUGGGAAGAUAAUAUUUGGCAUUUAUGUGGACAUCAAAAGGAGCGAUGGCAGAAUACACCAUGCGAUGGUCACGGCUCUCAACGAGGAGAACGAGAGCGUGACAGUGGAAUGGUUGGAGAAUGGAGACACCAAAGGGAAAGAGAUUGACCUGGAGAGCGUUUUCGCUCUCAAUCCACAUUUUGCACCUGAGGAGGAGGUGCCACUGAGUCCAGAGACUCCACCUUCCUCCACCUCUACUGCUGCCAAAGCCACCAAGCUGCCCAAGAGUCGACGGACAAUCGUUCCACCCAAGACUGAGAACCCAAUGCGAGAGAACAGAGCUGCAUCGGUGGGCACCACCCGGGCCCGGCCCAGCCACCAGGUCCCGCCCAGCGAGCCCCCCCCGCCCGCCAUCCAGCCCCCGCCCACACAGGCACAGACCCUGCUGCAGCAGCAGAUGGCGCGGAGAAAGUCCAACUGUGUGAAGGAGGUGGAGAAGCUGCAGGAGAAGAGGGAGAAAAGGAGACUCCAGCAACAGGAACUCAGAGAGAAGAAAGCACAAGAGGUGGAUGCCACUCUACCCAACUAUGAGAUCAUGUGUAUGAUCAGGGACUUCAGGGCCAGUCUGGACUACAGGCCACUAAACACCACUGAUCUGAUAGAGGAGCACAGGAUCUGUGUCUGUGUACGAGCACGCCCCCUCAACAAAAAAGAGCUGACCACAAAGGACCUGGACGUGAUCACCGUCCCCAGCAAGGACGUGGUGAUGGUCCACGAGCCCAAGCAGAAGGUGGACCUGACCCGCUACCUGGAGAACCAGACCUUCCGCUUCGACUACGCCUUCGACGACAGCACCACCAACGAGAUGGUCUACAGGUUCACUGCUCGUCCUCUGGUUGAGACUAUAUUUGAAAGGGGGAUGGCCACCUGUUUUGCGUACGGACAAACUGGAAGUGGAAAAACACACACUAUGGGUGGGGACUUCUCUGGAAAGAACCAGGACUGCUCUAAAGGGAUUUACGCCCUUGCAGCCCGAGAAGUGUUUGUCAUGUUAGGGAAACCAAACUACAAGAAACUUGACCUUCAGGUCUUCGCCACAUUUUUUGAGAUUUACAGCGGAAAGGUGUUUGACCUGCUGAACCGGAAGGCCAAGCUGCGGGUGCUGGAGGAUGGUAAGCAGCAGGUGCAGGUGGUGGGGCUGCAGGAGAAGGAGGUCAAGUGCACAGAAGACGUCCUCAGACUCAUAGAGGUCGGGAACAGCUGCAGGACCUCGGGACAGACGUCGGCCAACGCACACUCGUCCCGCAGCCACGCUGUGUUCCAGAUCAUUCUGCGGCGACGGGGCAAGAUGCACGGCAAGUUCUCCCUCAUCGACCUGGCGGGGAACGAGCGCGGCGCCGACACGUCCAGCGCCGACCGGCAGACCCGCCUGGAGGGCGCCGAGAUCAACAAGAGCCUGCUGGCGCUUAAGGAGUGUAUCCGCGCCCUGGGACGAAACAAACCACACACUCCGUUUAGAGCUAGCAAGCUAACGCAGGUCCUGAGGGACUCCUUCAUCGGGGAGAACUCUAGAACAUGCAUGAUUGCAACGAUUUCUCCUGGGAUGGCCUCCUGUGAAAACACACUCAACACACUGAGAUAUGCUAACAGAGUGAAGGAGUUUGGGAUCAGUCCCUCCGACAUUCCCUUCGUCCAGAGCGGAGGAGGGGGUGGGCGUUCAGAGCUUUCCCCCACCUUUGAGUACGGAGACCUGGCCAACAGGACCAAGGAGCUGUCUCUGGACGGCGAGGGGCUGAUGGACAGCCCUCUGGGGGACCACCAUGCCCAGCUGGAGGUCCUGGAGGCCCAGUGGGGCGUGGGCAGCUCCCCCCAGAGGGACGACCUCAAGCUGCUCUGUGAACAGAACGAGGAGGAGGUGUCCCCACAGCUCUUCAGCUUCCAUGAAGCCGUGUCCCAGCUGGUGGAGAUGGAAGAGCAGGUCCUGGAGGACCACAGGGCCGUGUUCGGGGAGUCUAUUCGCUGGCUAGAGGACGAGAAGGUGCUUCUGGAAAUGACGGAGGAAGUGGACUAUGACGUGGACACGUACGUCACCCAGCUGGAGCAGAUCCUUGACCAGAAGAUCGACAUCCUCAGCGAGCUCAGAGACAAAGUGAAGUCCUUCCGCUCCGCCCUUCAGGAGGAGGAGCUCGCCAGCAAGAAGAUCCCCAGCAUGGUCAAGAAGUGUCGUGCUCUAUAGACACACACACGCGCGCGCAUGCUUCUCCUCUGCCAACCGAAUUAUCGGAAAAGCCAUUUUUCUUUGCAGUACUUGAUUUGCGUUUUUUUUAGGUUACGAUGUCAUUCCUCAUAUUGUCAAUGCAACCUGACGAUUUUUUAUUGUAUUUAUUGAGUAUUUUACAAGCACUUUAUGUUGAGAAUUCCGAGCGAAUUCAUUUUUAAACUGGAUAACUAUAACAUAUUGUUAUUUGUUAUGUUUUGGUUGUAAUCCCUUAAAUGCUGAAUGGUUUCUCAGUGUGCCGGAGCGCUUCUCACACACGUCAUCUCACUUUGUUAUUCCGACAGGAUUUAAAUCCACACUAAGCGUGAUCUAAAAGGCAUCAGUGUGUUUUAAAACCCGUUUUAAGAUUCUGCGUUGUCAUUUAUUACUUUUGUGAUCAAUAUUUCUUCUUAUUUACCAUCAUCUCUAUGAGACAGCCAUUCAUACGAAAAUUCAAUGGCAAAAUGGUAAAUAAUGAGAGCAUCAGCAACUGUAAAGUCUAUUUGUUUUUAUUCCACAGUACAGUCAAUGAUGAAGCAAACUGUGGCCCAGGGUUAAGAAAAGAAAAAAAAUGUAAUCUGAUUACAUCAGAUUAUUUUACAGACAUAAGGAACUAAUAUAAGUAGUAAAACAGAUUACUCAUACUCUGAAAGAAAGCAACACAUGGACUAAGAGCCCCUCUUAAGAAGCAUUGUUACUUAUAUUAUAAAGUUGGCCCACACACAGUGCUCUUUCCAAUGGUAUUGAAUGCUUUAAGAAGUGUAAAACAAAGUUUAAUAAAGGUUCAGACCACCCACUUGGAUUAAA
Messenger RNA from Gadus macrocephalus (Pacific cod), 3161 nucleotides. RefSeq names its product kinesin-like protein KIF2A. Gene Ontology annotation, biological process: microtubule-based movement. Bases 105 to 2333 code for a protein of 742 amino acids. The transcript has 21 exons. Gene Ontology annotation, molecular function: microtubule binding; microtubule motor activity; ATP binding. Lineage: Eukaryota; Metazoa; Chordata; Actinopteri; Gadiformes; Gadidae. The record is from RefSeq and is a predicted model, not a curated record.